Molecule: messenger RNA, 2582 nt
Organism: Platichthys flesus (European flounder)
Lineage: Eukaryota; Metazoa; Chordata; Actinopteri; Pleuronectiformes; Pleuronectidae
Gene: trdmt1
Product: tRNA aspartic acid methyltransferase 1
Exons: 11
Coding region: 52-1212 (386 amino acids)
Molecular function (GO): methyltransferase activity
Source: RefSeq, a predicted model, not a curated record
ACCAAAACCAAUUGUGCAUUAAGAAUAAGAGCUCUGGACAGAGGGGCCCUCAUGUCUGCCAUGGAGAGUUUGCGGGUGCUCGAGCUCUACAGUGGAAUAGGAGGGAUGCAUUAUGCAUUAAAGGAGAGUGGCAUACCUUGCCAGGUGGUGGCUGCUAUCGACAUAAACACCGCUACCAAUCAGAUCUACAGGCACAAUUUCCCUGACACCCCGCUCUGGAACAAGACAAUAGAGGGCAUACCACUGGAGGACUUUAAUAAAUUAUCUUUUGACAUGAUUUUGAUGAGUCCUCCAUGCCAACCUUUCACCAGGAUAGGUCUUCAGGGUGACAUUCAUGACCUCCGAACAAAGAGCUUCCUCUACAUCCUUGAUGUUUUGCCAAGGCUGCACAGGCUGCCCCGCUUCAUUCUGCUGGAGAACGUGAAAGGCUUUGAGAGUUCCUCUGCCAGGAAUAUUUUGGUGAAAACACUGAUGGAGUGUGGAUAUACAUUCCAGGAGAUCAUGGUCUCACCAACAAGUGUUGGGAUUCCUAAUUCAAGAUUGCGUUAUUUCCUGACGGCUAACCUUGCGACAAAUAAGUUAAGCACCCAGACAAAGAUUUCAGAUGCCCACCUACAUCCCUCGGAGUAUGAUUCGUCUGAGCUGCCCGCAGACUUGUAUCCGACCCACACAAGUACCUGCCAGCCAGAAGAGGACUUGCAGGGGGGUCAUGUCCUGUAUAAAAUGGAGACAGCAACUGAUGUGCAGCGGAAAAUGAUUCAGAACAACAAUCUGUCUGUCAGGCAGAUCCAAGACUUCCUGGAACCACAGAUGGAAGCAAACUUGGAGAACUUUCUCCUUCCUCCUAAAACCCUACUGCGAUAUGCUCUGCUCUUAGACAUUGUUCAGCCUUCAUCCAGGAGGUCUGUCUGCUUUACCAAAGGCUAUGGACGGUAUGUGGAAGGAACUGGCUCAGUACUGACAAAUUGUAUGGAAACAGAGAUGGAGCAUGCGUUUACUCAUCUGGACCAGUGCGCUGAAGAAGAAAAACUCAUGCGGCUAAUGAAAUUGAAGCUCCGAUAUUUUACUCCAAGAGAAGUUGCCAACCUCAUGGGUUUCCCUCAGAGCUUUUGCUUUCCAGAACAAAUCUCAACCAGGCAGCAGUACAGAGCUCUAGGAAACAGCCUGAAUGUUCUGGUGGUGACCAAACUCUUACAAACGCUACUCUCCUAGCAUUUGGAUGUUUCUCUGGAGAUGAUCAUUCUGUUGUCGUUGUUAAUUAGAUAUACGUAUAGUGUAAUCAUUGCUAGCUAUAUUAACUUAUAUGCUAUGUUAAAAAUACUUCAGUGACAUCACUAGUAUAUAAAGUUACAUGUCUCUUACAUGUAACUUAUAACAGUACAUACUUAUCUUUGCUUGGAUCUUGAUACAGUUUUUUUGUGUUUUUUUUCCAGGGUUAAAAAAAUCUUGAAGACAACAUAUGACAUACGUAGUUUUUAUAUUUUUCCUGAUCGAUCAUUACUAGUGCAGUGACUGCUGUAAACAUGCCUGUUUGAAAGGGGCUGUUUGCUUGGCCUGUGGUGACGCUUCAGAGCUUUCUACGGAAUUAUUCCUUGUCAUUAUUGAGCCCUCCUCGAACUGCUCAGAAUAUACUGACUCUUUCUCAAUGGUUACUUGAGGGACAUUGUUUUCAUAUAUUUUACAUAUAAUUUAUGAUGCAGGCUGAAGUUAGAAAACUUUUGUACAUCCUACCUUUUUUAUCUUCAAUGAGGAUUUUAUAAAAUGAAACUCAAUUAGCUUUAUUACUAUUCACUUAUGGUUUAUGUGUAUUUGAAAGAUUUACUGGUGUUAUUUUUUUUACAUUUCAGGUUGACUUUUUCCGUAGUCUUUUAAGUAAUUGAAAAAAUCUGCUGACCCAAGUUCUCAACCUUUCAUAAUAUAAGCUCUGUAAUUCAGCUUGAUAUGAAGAAUUACAGUUACAAAAUAAAGGUGAUUUUACCAAUUUAGCAUAUAGUCUUCAAAGUUUGUUAUCAAUUUUUAUUUAGUUGCUGUCAGUCUGAAAAAGUUUGCUACACCUUAGAGAAAUUACUAUGUAGAUUUUUCUAUUUGGCUUAUUCAGGACUGCCGUCCACUUUUUAGAACUAUAUUAUUGAGGUGAUUGCUAAGGGAUUGCUACUGUACUUGCUUAACAGAUAUUUUAGGAGUUGCGACACUAGUAACAUUCACUCUACUGGAUCUCAUGGCGGAGAAGCUAGCAAUUUUCUCUGAUACAAAAACAGUUCAUCUAAAGGCCAUGCUUGCUGUCCCAUCUCUGAGCCCUACUGGACAGGGCCCUCUUCAAGUUCUUGCAAAGGUUUUGCUAGUGGAACAAAUCAUUAAGUUUUUACAGAUAACCAAAGGUUUUUCAAAAGACAGAGCAUUUUUAGCAAUUAUACAAGCUGUUUUCUUUAAUGAGUGAGCUAAUGGCUGAACAUUAAGAAGGAGAAUUUGCAAAGAAGCCUCAUGUUUUAUUGUAAUGCUCAGCAUGUCUAGUAUUUGUAUUGUAGUUUUAUACUAUGUAUGUUGAUUUUUGUUAUCAACUGAAUAAAGCUGCUGAAAAGCAA